GUUUAUUGCUCUGAAUGUUUGGCAGCAGCAUUCAGACUACCGCUCAGACAGAGAAGCGGUCCUGUUACCAUCAGCUGUCCAGUUGGGACGCGUUUAACCUGGAUUAUCCCCGCGCAGCGUCAGUUGCUUCACAGCGAAUCUUUAGAUCAUGCGAGUUCGGACUUGAGCGAAUCAGAAAAUCGUCUCGUUUCUUCUCCGCGUUCAUUUAGGAGGAGGACAGUUUAAUUUUAAGGCACGACGUAAAUGCCAGCAGCAAUGAACAAGAACGGGAUGGUGACCGAAAUCCACACCAGGAUCAGGAAAGAGCCGUUCACGGCCAACUACGAGCUGGUGGGGAGAGAGCUGGGCAGGGGAAAGUUUGCAGUGGUGAAGAAGUGCGUAGAGAAGGCGACGGGAAAGCAGUUUGCUGCCAAGUUCCUGCGAAAGCGACGGAAGGGAGCGGACUGCCGCGUGGACAUUCUGAACGAGAUAGCUGUGCUGGAGUCGGCCAAGGAAAGCCCGUAUGUGGUGGGGCUGCACGAAGUCUACGAAACCAACUCUGAAAUCGUCCUCGUCCUGGAGUGUGCUGCUGGUGGCGAAAUUUUCAACCAGUGCGUGGCCGAUAACGACGAGGCUUUCACAGAGAAGGAUGUUGUACGACUGGCCAAGCAGAUCCUAACCGGAGUGGCCUUCCUGCACCAAAACAACGUGGUCCAUCUGGAUCUGAAACCCCAGAACAUCUUAUUGACCAGCGUCCGCCCGCUCGGUGACAUCCGUAUUGUGGACUUUGGCUUGUCCAGACGCAUGGACAGCGUCACUGAGGUCAGGGAGAUCCUGGGUACACCAGAGUACGUGGCACCGGAGAUCCUGAACUAUGAACCCAUCAGCACUGCUACAGACAUGUGGAGCAUCGGAGUCCUGAUCUACGUCAUGCUGACAGGCGAGUCCCCCUUUCUGGGUGAUGAUAAGCAGGAGACGUUUCUCAACAUCUCCCAGGUCAACGUGGACUACUCACAGGAAACGUUCGAGGAAGUCUCCUCCCUGGCUGUUGACUUUAUCAAGUCCUUGUUGGUGAAAAACCCCAGGAAGAGAGCCACAGCAGAAGAAUGCCUCAAUCACCCCUGGCUGAACUCGCAUCCCCACUCCCACCCGCACCUCCACACGAGAGCAGCCUCCUCGCUGGACGAGCCCGAGACGAGCCAGUCCGAGUCGGAGCCUGAGAGCCCCGCUUCCUCCCCCGAGCUGGGACUGAUCGGGUCCUACCUGAUGUGUCCGGGGAAGGGCGAGCUGAAGGCGGGCCGCGACACCUUCUCAUUCAGCGAGCCCCCGUUCCCCACGAGAACUGAGAUACAGCAAGAGCUGAUCUGCUGACCAGCAUUUGAAAGAGUGGGGGAACUGAGACUGAGCGGAGCAGACGCCAGUGAGCCUGCAGCUCCGUGGUCUCGUCCUGGACCAGAACCUUGCUCUGUGGCUGCUUUCUGCCUGGCUGCCUUUACUGCUGUGAUGUCUGUGUGCUUGAACGAUAAUACCUUCUCUGUGCCGUGCUGCUUUGAGUAAUCGCACAUGAGGAGUAUGAGGGAUGAAGUCAAACGAAUGGGAGACGAUACAUGAGGAUUUGGCCGCACGACUGCACUGCCGGGACAGAAGUGAACUUCACUCUGUCUACUUCCCUCCUACACUGGUCUCUUAUUUUUCUUCUAACAAGCCUGUUGGCUGGUCUCUGUUCCUUAAGAGUGACCCAGCUCAUCAUAACACCUUAAAUAUCGGCUCACUCACACGUGCAUUUGUAAUCGUUUCCAUUUGAGACGAUGGAUGGGCAUCAAAGUUGGUUCUGUGUUAAAGGGGCAGCAGCUAAGCUGAGGCCAGAAAUGAAAUGUCACUGUUUUAGUGUUUAUUUAUGUGUCAUACCACAUCUGCCACUCAAAGUCACAAAGGCCUUCGUUUAAGUGCGAUGUAGUAGCAUUCUUGUUUUAAAGGACGAUCUUGAGCACUUUUUGAUUUAGUUUUUGGACGUCUGCAUUUGAAACUAAAGGUUUAUGAAGCAAAGUACUGUAAAUAAAUGUCCAUGUAUGUAAGUAUGCUAAUGUGCUACGUUUUCAACCUCACCUUUGUUUAAUAUUGGCCUUGGCCUCUUUUUUUUUCACUUGUUUGUUGUUGGCUAUUGCACAAGUUGCACAGAAUAUUUUGUACUUAACAGCCUCUAGGUUUCAUGCUCUCCAGAUAUUGCAGCAUCCACGGUGAGAGGAGGGAGCCGUGAGGGGUGGAAGCAACAGUCCAGUUUGGUUACGCGAUGUAAUGAAAUGACAAGAGAGUGACGCGGUCAACUGGUGGCUCAUGUUCAUGCAAAUGUGUUGCCUUCAGAUUCUCGGGAGCAGAGAAACAUGAAUGGAUUUCUCAAAAAUAAGUUAUGACAUGUUUAUUGUGAGUUAGAGUUGAGAUGAAUCUGUAAAGAUGGCUUUUUUUAACCAGUGGAACAAUGUUUGAAUCAAUCCAUGUCUUUUUGUAUGUUAACUCUUACUUGUUCCUGUUGGAUUUCAGGAAGGUUUGCACUUGUCCCUGUGGACAUCAUGUUAAAAAUAAAGAAAUGUUUGUUCAUGGAAUGCAUUGCAAGUUGAAACUAAGAAAAUAUAGAAGUGCUUUUGUAUCAAA
Messenger RNA from Nothobranchius furzeri (turquoise killifish), 2628 nucleotides. It is a transcript of the gene stk17al, whose product is annotated as serine/threonine kinase 17a like. Lineage: Eukaryota; Metazoa; Chordata; Actinopteri; Cyprinodontiformes; Nothobranchiidae. Gene Ontology annotation, cellular component: nucleus. The record is from RefSeq and is a predicted model, not a curated record. Gene Ontology annotation, molecular function: ATP binding; protein serine/threonine kinase activity. Gene Ontology annotation, biological process: intracellular signal transduction; protein phosphorylation; positive regulation of apoptotic process.